Molecule: messenger RNA, 12109 nt
Organism: Monopterus albus (swamp eel)
Lineage: Eukaryota; Metazoa; Chordata; Actinopteri; Synbranchiformes; Synbranchidae
Gene: vps13c
Product: vacuolar protein sorting 13 homolog C
Exons: 86
Coding region: 149-11374 (3741 amino acids)
Biological process (GO): protein targeting to vacuole; mitochondrion organization; protein retention in Golgi apparatus
Source: RefSeq, a predicted model, not a curated record
UUCAUCAGCUGACUGAUGAGUGAUCAGACAGACAGCAAUAAUCAAACACAGCUGUCGCUGUCAGAGAGAGCCAAGAAACCAUCGAACCAGAAAUCGGGUAAAAACAGACAGUGACCCUGCAGCAGGGUCCAGCUCGUAGCAUUCAGUCAUGGUCUUCGAAUCUUUGGUCAGUGACCUGCUCAACAGGUUCAUCGGAGACUACGUGGAGAACCUGGACAAGUCCCAGCUCAAGAUCGGGAUCUGGGGAGGAAAUGUUGUACUUGAGAACCUGAAGGUGAAGGAAAAUGCUCUGAGUGAAUUUGAUGUUCCCUUUAAAGUGAAGGCUGGACAAAUUGGGAAGUUGACGUUGAAGAUUCCCUGGAAGAACCUGUACAGCGAUGCUGUGGUUGUCGUGCUGGAUGGACUGUACCUGCUGGUUGUUCCUGGAGCCAAGAUAAAGUACGAUGCAGCAAAGGAGGAGCAUCACCAGCAGGAGGUGAAGCAGAGAGAACUGCAACGCAUUGAGGAGGCGCUACAGAUGGCUGGACGCCGAGCCUCUCAGGCUGGAGACCUGCUGUUCAGUCUGGAAAGUGUUGUGUACAAGGAGCCUCAUAACGUCCUAAAAGGAUUAAAAAAACCUAAAAAACACAAAAAAGGCUUGAAGAAACUGAAACGACUUGACAAAAGAUCAGAGAAGUCCCAGGAGGAGAAGAAGGACACCUUUGUGGAGAAACUGGCCACUCAGGUGAUCAAAAACCUGCAGGUGAAGAUCAGCAGCAUCCACCUGCGUUAUGAGGAUGACCUGUUGGACCCAGAGCACCCCCUGUCUAUGGGAGUGACAUUGUCAGAGCUCAGCCUGCAGACCACCGAUGAGAACUGGAAGUUGUGUAUCUUGAAUGAAGCAGCAAAGAUCAUCUAUAAGCUUGGUCGUCUGGAGUGCCUUUGCGCCUACUGGAACGUCAACAGUCCCGUCUUCUACAAAGGAUCAUGGGAGGAUAUUGUGGAUCAGUUGAAGUGUGGGAUCAGCAGUAAAGAUCAGGAGCUGCCGCACUAUCAGUACAUUUUCAAGCCGAUCUUUGCUUCAGCUAAAGCGUGCAUCAACCCAAAUGCUGAGCUGGAACUGAAAACUCCAAAAGUAAACCUCCACCUAGAGGUUCAGAACAUUGGCAUAGAGAUGACCAAACCACAGUACCAGACCAUGCUGGGACUGCUGGAGUCCAUCGACUGUAUGGUGAAGAACGCCCCCUAUAGGAAGUUCAGGCCCAAUGUCCCGGUCCACAACAACGCCAAACUCUGGUGGAGGUAUGGCUUCAACAGCAUCCUGGAGGUCCACAUCAGACGCCUUAGUAAGAUGUGGUCCUGGUCCCACAUCAGACGGCACCGAGAGAACCAGAAGACCUACAGGGCCGUCUACAAGACCAAACUGCUGAGCCGGGGCAAGCCAAGCCAGGACACUGAGCAACACAUCCAGGAUCUGGAGAAAGUUCUGGAUGUGUUCAACAUUAUAUUAGCCCGGCAACAUGCCCAGAUGGAGGUGAUCAGGUCAGGGCAGAAUGUGGAGAGAAAGAAGACAGCGGGGUCACAUAAGCAGGGAGGAGGAGGAGGUUUCUUCAGUAGCUUGUUUGGGAGGAAGGCUAAGAAGGAGGAGCAGGAGUCAGAGCAGAGCAAGGAGAAGGAGAGUUCAGACCUGGACGAGCUCAUGACAGCUGAGGAGAAGGAAAAACUCUACACUGCUAUUGGCUACAGUGGCAGCUCUCACAACUUGGCUUUACCCAAACAGUAUGUAGCUGUGGUCGUCACCUUUCAGCUCUUAAGAACCUCCAUAACCAUCAGAGAGCUGCCAGGCGUCCCAGAAAAUCUCAAGAUCCAGAUGAUUGACCUCAGCACCAAAAUAUCUCAGAGACCUGGAGCUCAAGCCAUCAGGGUGGAGGCAGCGUUGGAACACUGGUUUGUUACAGGCUUGCAGCAGCACGGGGUGGUACCUUCACUCAUCGCCUCAGUGGGAGACUCUUCCUCCUCUCUUCUCAGUGUUGUAUUUGAGUUAAACCCAGAGGAGAGCACUGCCGACCAGCUGCUCAGAGUCCAUUCACAGCCUGUCGAGAUCAUCUAUGAUGCACUGACAGUAAACAGUAUGGCCGAGUUUUUUAAGACUGGUAAAGGUGUCGAUCUGGAUGUGUUGACCUCAGCCACGCUCAGCAAACUGGAGGAGAUCAAAGAUAAAACUGCCUCAGGUCUGUCUCAUAUCAUUGAGACCAGAAAGGUCCUGGAUCUGCGGAUUGACCUGAAGCCAUCCUACCUGCUGGUACCAAAGUCCGGCUUCUACAGUGAUGAAUCAGACCUCAUCAUCUUCGACUUUGGCAGCUUACAGCUGAACAGUGUCGAGCAGAGCAGUCUCAGUUUGUCUUUGUCCUCCUCCCCCUCCUCUCUGGAGGAGAUCAUGCAUCGAGCCUAUGAGAGAUACAAUGUGGAGCUGAGACGGGUCCAGGUGCUCUACAGCAAGUCCGGUGAGGCCUGGAAGUCGGCUCGGCUACAGGGUUCAUCAGUCCAACACAUCCUCCAGCCGAUGGACUUCACCCUUCUACUGGCCAAGUGUAUGGUGGAGAAGGAUGCCAGGAUGCCCAGGUUCAAAGUGUCUGGCGAGCUGCCACUGCUGCACGUUAAGAUCUCGGACCAGAAAAUCCAGAAUGUUCUGCAGCUGGUCGACAGUAUUCCCUUACCCAGCGUGGGCUCCUUGCCCUCCACCCAGACAGAUAAGGUGUUGUCACUGGCAGAGGCCAGAAUGCCAACACUCGGUCUUCAGCCUGCCUUCCUGGAUGCCAUGGAAACAGAUUCAGAUGACACCAGUGAGAAGUCGACUGAUGAGGAUCAGCAGCGCUCAGCUCUGGAGGAACUCACUGACAUUCACUUUAAGUUUGAAGUCAAAGAGGUACUGUUGGAACAGACCCGGCAGGGGGACCAAGAGAAGACCGUCCUGUCCUUCAGCAUCAGUCAGCUGGGAGCCGAAGGGAAGAGGAGGAGUUUCGACUUGAGCAUCACCUCAUACCUGCGCAGAGUUGCUCUUGACUACUGUGACGUACCAGAUGACAGGAAACAUCCUCUUCACAUGAUCAGCUCCUCGGAGCAGCAGAGCUCUGACCUGCUGAAGGUGGACUUCAUCAAGGCUGACCGCAGGGGACCCAGCUUCCAGACUCAGUUCGAUAGCACCGAGCAAACACUGAAGGUGGAGUUUUCCUCGUUGGACUUCCUCCUCCACACUAAAGCUCUGCUGUCUACCAUUAACUACCUGAACAGCGUCGUGCCGCCACAACUCCACGCUGCCCGAGACCAAGACCCCAAAAAACGGGUGGAGAAGACCGGACAGGGCCAACCAGUGUCUAAAGGAGCAAAAGAUGGCGGCAUCUUUAGUUUCAAACUGUUCGCUGUGUUGGGUUGUUUCCAUGUGGAGGUGUGUGACGACUGCCAGAGCAUCGCUGACAUCAGAGUCCAAGGAAUCGAUGCGUCGGUGUUGGUACAGGUGAAGGAAACCAAGGUAUUCGCUCGACUUCGAGACAUCGUGGUCACAGACGUCAACCCCAGAACCAUCCACAGAAAGGCAGUGUCCAUCAUGGGUGAGGAGGUCUUCGUCUUCAAACUGACCUUGUUUCCAGGGGCGACACAGGGUGAGGGCUAUAGCAACAUGUCGAAGGUGGACGGGAAGGUCAUGAUGAGUCUGGGCUGCAUCCGGAUCGUCUACCUGCACAAGUUCCUCAUGUCACUGCUGAUGUUUGUCGACAACUUCCAGGAAGCUCUGAGCGCUGCAACAGCUCAGGCUGCUGAGAAAGCAGCAUCCAGCGUUCGAGACUUCGCUCAGAAGAGUUUCCGUCUGUCCAUGGACAUUAAGCUAAAGGCUCCGCUCAUCAUCAUCCCCCAGUCCUCUACCUCUCAUAAUGUUGUGGUGGUGGAUCUGGGUUUGAUCACGGUGGGAAACAGCUUCUCUCUGCUGCCACAUGAAGAUUUCUCUUUGCCAGCGGUGGUGGAGAAGAUGGAACUCAAACUGGCACAACUGAAGUUCUCCAGAACCACGUUGAAGCAAGACACUUUGCAGCCGGAUGUUGAGAUCCUUCAGCCAAUCAACUUAGAGCUGCUUGUCACCCGCAACCUGGCUGCUUCCUGGUUCACCAAUGUACCCGCAGUUCAGGUUCAGGGAGUCCUCCGGUCACUCAGUAUGAGUCUAGGUGAGGAAGACCUCUCUGUGCUAAUGAAGACCCUGGUGGAGAACAUCGGGGAAGGAAGUAAAGGGAAGAGUGCUAGUGUUAAAGGCCAUUUGGCUCAAGAGAAGGCAGAUCUUGCUGAGCAGCAGGUGGAGGUGGUGUCAUUACAGACGACAUCCGGUGGCAUGAUGGCUGCCACCAGUGGCAUUCCGACUGAAAACACCAUCAGUGUUCUCCUCAACUUUGAAAUUAAAGAGGUGCUCCUGACCCUGAAAAAACCCAGAGAGCAAGAAGAUUCACCUUUCCUGGUCUUUCAAAUUGCUCACCUGGGCAUCGACACCAAAGUCAGGAAGUACGACAUGUGUGCCACAGCUUACAUCAAGAAGAUCACCAUGAGGUGCCUGGAGUUCAAAGACUCGAGUGGCGAGCCGCUGUGUCUCAUCAGCUCUUCAGUGGAGCCUGGAGCUGAACUGCUCAAAGUGCAGUAUGUCAAGGCUGACCGCUCAGGGCCGAGCUUCUCCACCAUUUACAAGAACACGGAGCAGAUGAUAAAUGUGACCUUCGCCUCUCUUGACUUCAUGCUGCACACAGAGGCUCUGCUUUCAGCCAUCAACUUUCUGUUGGCAGCACUGUCAUCUGGCAGUAUGCUGUCCUCAGAGAGAGAAAUCAAACCGAAAAUAGAGGACAAAACUGUGUCUGCCAAGUCCACUGCCCUGGUGUCUUCUGCAGACUGCGAGGUUGUCGGCCUACAUAUUAUGAUAACGCUGGGAGCCUUCAGUGUUCUGGUGUGUGACCAGAGCUGCAACAUGGCUGACAUCAAGAUCCAAGGUAUUAAUGGCUCUUUGCUGAUGCAAGGACCACAAACUCAUAUCUCGGCCUGCCUACGAGAUUUCAUCAUUGAGAAUGUUGAUCCCAAAAGUGUCCACAAGGAGGCCAUCUCCAGUAUUGGUGAUGAGGUGUUCAGCUUCACCAUGAGUCUGACUCCCAAUGCCACAGAGGGCACUGGUUACGCCGACACCUCUAAAACAGAUGGCAGAGUGGAGCUAAGGGUGGGCUGUAUCCAGGUCAUUUACCUGCACAAGUUUGUCAUGUCUCUGCUGAGCUUCACCAACAACUUCCAGACAGCUAAAGAAGCUCUGAGCGCUGCGACGGCUCAGGCUGCUGAGAAGGCGGCAUCUAGUGUUCGAGACUUCACCCAGGAGAGUUUUCGUUUGUCCAUGGACAUCAAGCUGAAGGCUCCACUCAUUAUCAUCCCGCAGUCUUCCACCUCCCAUGAUGCACUGGUGAUGGACCUGGGUCUGAUCACGGUGGGAAACAGCUUUUCUCUGCUACCUGUCAACGGAUGCCCGCUGCCAGCCAUCAUUGACAACAUGGACGUUCGUUUGACGCAGCUCAAACUCUCCAGGACCUGUAUGGACCUGGGGUCAGACCAACCCAGUAUCGAGCUCCUGGAACCAGUCAACCUGCACCUAAAUAUCAAGAGGAACCUGGCGGCUUCCUGGUACAAGAGUAUGGCAGCUGUGGAAAUUGAUGGAGAUCUGAAGCCCAUGAAGGUCGAGCUCAGUCAGGAUGACCUGAAGGUGCUGCUCAGGAUCCUAACGGAAAAUCUAGGAGAGGCCAGCAGUCUGGAGCCCGUGAACCCGAGACAGGAGGCCAGUCUGCAACUCAGAGCAACCGGAGGUCUCCCAGCAGGUGAUGUUGCCAAGCUGACUGCAAGCAGUGAGGAAAAGGAGGAUGAAACUCUGGAGACUGUGAAGUUUAACUUCACUAUUGAGUCUCUUGGUCUGGUUCUAUACAGCAAUGACCCAAAACAGUCUGCGGGCUUCCAGCACCAGGAGAACCUCAGACUGGGUGAAUUCAUCCUCCACCUGCUUAAGACUUCAGGGAGGGUCCUGUCCAAUGGCAGCAUGGAAGUGACCACUGUCCUGACCACCUGCACACUGGAUGACCUGAGGACCGGCAUGGAGAGGGUGACGUCACGGAUGAUUAGGCGGAGAAACGAGGAGAGCUCAAAGGCGAUGAUCGACUUGACAUAUCAACAGAGUAAGGGAGAGCGAGAGGUCGUGGCUGUUCUGCAGGAACUCUACCUUUGUGCCAGUGUGGAGUUUCUGAUGGCCAUUGCAGAUUUCUUCCUUCAGGCUCUGCCACAAAGUUCAACUCCCACCACCACCUCUGUACUGAGCGACAGACUGCCGCUGAGACAGACCACCAAAACGCGAGAGGACACCAAGCUCACCUCCACACCGAAGACACAUCUCCAGGUGUCGGUGCUGGAUCCGGAGGUGAUGUUUGUGGCAAGCCUGAUGAAGGCAGAUGCCCCAGCCCUGGUGGCUUCAUUUCAGUGUGACUUAAGCCUGUGGGUUGAGGAAAACGGUACCCAGAAGAUGAAAGCCAAGCUGAUAGCGCUGAAAGUCCUCGCCUGUCCCUUCAUCCGAAACAAGGAGGACAAGGCCAUCACCACUGUGUUAAGACCCUGCUCAGUAAACUUGGAAACCAGAACUCAACCCAACCAACCACUGAGCGGCUCUGUGACAGUGGAGGAAGUCAUCAUCAAGAUCUCUCCAUUCAUCCUCAACACAGUGAUGACCAUAACUGCCGCCAUGACGGUGAAGCAGCGUGAUGAGCCGAGUCAGGAGUUGAAGCCUGACACAGGCAACCUGUGGUCGGUCAUGAACAUCUAUGAUUGUAACUACUGGUUCCUGGGAGUGGACCAGGCCACUGAGCUCACUGAGAGCUUCAGAGAGCAGGACAGAUUCAAUGAGGGCGGGAGUUUCAAUGCUGAGAUCAAGGUGGUCCAGGUGACGCUCGAGUCUGGUUUGGGCCAUCGGACCAUCCCUCUGCUGCUAGCCGAGUCCUCCUUUAGUGGAUCAGCCAAAAACUGGUCAUCUCUGCUGCAGCUGAGAGCUGACAUGACACUGGAGGUGAACUAUUUCAAUGAGAUCCACGCAGUGUGGGAGCCUCUGAUCGAACGAGUUGAUGGCGGCAGACGUAGAUGGACCCUGGAGCUUGAGAUGAAGAACAACCCAGUCCAGGAUAAGAGUCCUGUUCACGGAGAUGACUUUGUAAUUCUUCCUGAGCCUUGCACGGCAAUCAACCUCUGCUCCAAAGACACUAUGAACAUCACAGUCUCUCAGUGCUGCCUCAAUGUCUUCCAUAACCUCACCAAGGCAUUCUCUGAGGGCACUGCCUCCACUUUUGAUUACACUCUGAAGGAGAAGGCCCCCUUCACCAUCAGAAACUUUCUGGGGAUCCCCCUCAUUGUGCAGCAUAGUGCCAACCUGAGGCUGGUUGGUUCAACGGAGUCAGGCAAACUACUUGAGCUGUCGGUGGACCAGAGGAUGGACCUGGAGCACUCCAUCUUUGAACGGUCAUCACGAGGCAAACUGUCAGCUCUACAGCAGCAAGAGAGCUGCCUGUUUUACCUCAGCAUUGUGCCCUCUGGAUACAGCGAGAUCUCACGCAUCGCUAUGGACAAACCGGGACGCCGUCUCUACAACAUCCGUGGUCCGAUGCACAUGGAGGCUGUUUCUGUGCUGCUGCAGAUUGAUGCCACCGAGGGCAAUAAGAUCAUCACUGUCCGCUCGCCGUUGCAGAUAAAGAACCACUUCUCAGUGCCAUUCACUAUCCUGAAGUACUGUCCAGCAUCGAGGAGUCUGCAGAGUGUUGGACAGGCCGAACCUGAGAGAGAGUUUCAUGUCACCUUAGAAACAUAUAGUUGUCAGCUGUUUGUAUGUCCAGCGGGCUCUCUGGACGGUAAGUACAGUCCAUCCUCCACCUGUGUGGCCUGGAAGGAGCAGGUGCACCGCAGCUCGGAGGUGUGUUCGGUGCUGCAGUGCCCUGCGACUGAGAGUGGCCUGCUACCACUGAUGGUCAGCACGCAGGCUGUCCCUGACAAUCUGCAACAAAUCAUCCGCCGUGGCGAGGAGGACUGGAACCCCGCUUACGUCAUCCACCUCCACCCCGUGGCCACACUACGCAACUUGCUCCCCUUCACUGUUCGUUACAUGAUGGAGAGCUCAGCAGAUUCUUAUGAUCUUUAUGAAGGCAGCACAUCAGAGCUCCUAAAUGCUCGCGCUUCAGGUGAGAUCAUGUCUUUGGUGCUGAUGAAGUAUCAGGGCCGCAACUGGCAUGGACACGUUUGUAUCGAACGGGAAAUGCCCGAGUUCUUCACCAUGUGUCUCACCUGUGACUCGGACACCAACAUGACGGUGGAUGUGAGUGUUCACGUGAAGAGGACGACAAGCCGCCUGCUGCUGUCGCUCUUUAGCCCAUACUGGAUCAUCAACAAGACAUCUCGAGUGCUGCAAUACAGAGCCGAGGACAUCAGCAUCAAACACCCGGCUGACCACAGAGACAUCAUCCUGUUCUCCUUCAGGAAGAAAAACCUGUUCAGCAAGAACAAGCUCCAGGUGAGUGUGUCCACCAGCUCUUGGUCUGACGGUUUCUCUCUGGACACGGUGGGAAGCUAUGGCUGCGUUCGUUGUCCCGCGAACAACAUGGACUUCCUGGUGGGUGUGGGCAUCCAGAUGAGCAGUUUUAACCUGACAAGGAUAGUCACAAUGAGUCCUUUCUACACCCUGGUUAACAAGUCAUCUUAUGAACUGGAGGUGGGAGAAGUCAUUAGCCAGGCCCGCACCAGGUGGCACUACAUCCCCUCCACUGAGUGCCUCCCUCUGUGGCCGGAGAACAGCUCAGGGAAGUUGUGUGUCCGUGUCAUCGGAUCAGAAUCCACCUCCAAGUCCUUCUUCUUUAACCAGCAGGACAGCGGCACCCUGCUGAGUCUCGACAUGUAUGGUGGGAUUAUUGUGGAGGUCAACAUCUCCGAUCAUUCCACCAUCAUCAGCUUCAGUGAUUACUAUGAAGGAGCAGCUCCUGCCCUGCUGUUCAACCACACACCCUGGGUCACCAUCAACUACAGCCCCCGAGAUGGGUCACCGGUAGUUCAUGAGCUGAAACCAGGUGAGGCUCGGCGGUUUGCAUGGGAUGACCCAGCUGGUGUCCGAAUGCUCAGCUGGAACUGCAAGGAGCGUUCAGGAGAGCUGGACCUGCUCAAGGACCAGGUGGGUCAGUUCUCCUCCAACAGCCUGUCUCAGGUCCACUGGGUUUCCUUCCUGGACGGGCGUCAGCGGGUGCUGCUGUUCACAGAGGACGCUGGUGUGGUGACAAAGGCUCGGCAAGCAGAGGAGCUCGAACAGUUUCAACAAGAAGUGAAGGUGUCACUGCAAAACCUCGGACUGUCACUGAUUAAUAACACCAGUCGGCAGGAGAUUGGUUACAUUGGCAUCACCAGCUCAGGUGUUGUUUGGGAGAUGAAACCAAAGAAUCGUUGGAAGCCGUUCAGUCAGAAAAAUAUCAACCUGCUAGAGAAAACCUACCAGAGUCAGCUCAGCGGGCAGAUGCAAGGAGGUUGGGUCAAACUGGAGAGCGGCCUAGAGGUGAAUCUUAGCAGCGUCAUCAUGAAAAUGCGUCAGCCAUUUUCCUGCCAAGUGAGGAGGAACUUCCUAUCGGGGAUCCAGGUGGAGUUCAAACAGUCACGGCACCAGCGCAGCCUGAGGGCCCAGCUCCAUUGGCUGCAGGUGGACAACCAGCUGCCAGGUGCGAUCUUCCCCAUCGUCUUUCAUCCAGUUCCACCUCCAAAAUCCAUCGCUUUGGACUCAGAGCCGAAGCCGUUCAUUGAUGUGUCCAUCAUCACCAGGUUCAACCAGCACAGCAACAUCAUGCAGUUCAAGUACUUUAUGGCUCUCAUUCAGGAAAUGGCGGUAAAGCUCGAUCAGGGUUUCCUUGGAGCCAUAUUAGCUGUGUUGACACCUGCUGCUGACACACAGGCCCACAGACUAAAGACUGGACUUAUAGAGAGAGAUCUGCAGCUGCUGGAGGCUGAGCUGAUGGAGGCAUCACUCACCGAUACAUCAGGACUUAGUUUCUUUGAACAUUUCCACAUCUCACCCAUCAAGCUCCAUCUAAGUUUGUCUCUGGGCUCCAGCGGUGAGGACUCGACUCAGGAGGUGGCAGCUGUUCAGUCUCUCAAUCUGCUGCUGAAAAGUAUCGGCGCCACACUGACCGAUGUAGACGACCUCAUCUUCAAGCUGGCCUUCUUUGAGGUGACGUACCAGUUUUACCACAGAGAGAAGCUGAUGCGGGCGGUGGUCCACCACUACACUAAACAGUUCCUGAAGCAGAUGUACGUUCUUGUUCUGGGUCUGGAUGUCCUGGGAAACCCCUUUGGACUGAUCCGAGGUUUGUCUGAGGGAGUCGAGGCCUUCUUCUACGAACCUUUCCAGGGAGCUGUUCAGGGUCCAGAGGAGUUUGCUGAAGGGUUUGUGAUUGGAGUCCGCAGCCUAUUGGGUCACACUGUUGGUGGCGCUGCAGGUAUGGUCUCCAGGAUCACUGGUUCAGUGGGUAAAGGGCUGGCAGCCAUCACCAUGGAUAAAGAAUACCAACAGAAACGACGAGAGGAGAUGAACCGACCGCCCAAAGACUUUGGAGAGAGUCUGGCUAAAGGAGGAAAAGGACUGCUGAAGGGGGUUGUCGGUGGAUUUACUGGCAUUGUCACCAAACCUAUGGAGGGAGCGAAAAAGGAGGGGGCGGCAGGUUUCUUUAAAGGCAUUGGUAAAGGCUUGGUGGGCGUGGUUGCCCUUCCGACAGGCGGCAUCGUGGACAUGGCCAGCAGCACCUUCCAGGGCAUCCAGAGAGCGGCCGAUUCAACAGAGGAAGUGACCAAACUUCGUCCGGUGCGUCUGAUCAGGGAAGAUGGGGUCAUCCGACCGUAUGACCUGAUGGAGUCCCAGGGGUUCGACCUUUUCCAGCGUUCAGAGAUCAAACAGCUAGAAGGUGAAGUGUUCAGGGACCACUGUCAGUACCCUGGACAAAGAAAAACCACCAUUUUCAUCACCAACAGGAGGGUCAUGUGUGUGAAGGAGAUCGACUUUGUGGGUCAUUUUAGUAAAGAGUGGGAGUGUUUGUUUGAGAACUUCUAUUGUCCUCCAGUUGUGAAGGGAUCUGACCUGGAGCUCCACUGCAAGGAGCAGCAGAUGCUGAAGCUGCCAAAAAGAAUUGAGACGUCAGUCAGGACUCUUCAGCUAAGAGACCCACAAACUGCUCAGAAGCUGCAGGUGAUGAUAACAGAGGCUCAGGUGGCUCAGCAGCAGCACUGCAUGGUGAGACAGAAGUCACAGCGCUUCCUGAAGCCGAACAGCAAACAGUGAGGUCACUUCUGGUCAGCAGCACUUGGUUAAAUUUGUGUGAUAAAAUAAAAGGAUAUGUGUAAAAUGUGGGACUGUUUCUUUAAGAAAUAAAAACUGAAUCAAACUGACUUCUUGUUCACACAAACACCUGCUCAGGUGGAACUGUCCAGUCAUUUAAUAUUUUUUUUAAUUUUUUUUAUGACUGUAUUUUGAGGGUUGUGGUUAUUUUGCUUCCUGCUGUUUGCCUGCACACUGCAGUGUCACAUGGUUUAACAUGAAACCACAAAAACAUGUUGCACUAGAAGAACAUCUAAAGAAACCAGUGUGCUGAUGAUGCAUGUAUGCUGCUGUUCAUCUUCAGCGAGUUAAACACAAGAAGAUGUAAAGAAUUUCAAUACAUAAAGUUGACAUGUUCUGUAAAUUCUCUAAUUGUUGAUUCCCUUUGAUUCAUCAGUGUAAUUAGUUCCAGCCAAGCUUGACAAAAAAAAAAACUUUCUUUGAUUAAUUGUGAGUUUUACCUGCAGAUUGAAGGGACUGAAUUGAUUGGAUGAAAGUGUUUCUCAGGAAGAUAAGACAUGUUUACGUGUGAAGUCAGUAUGGUUUAAACAUGAUGCUGAAUGACAUUUGACUGUUUUUGUCUUCAUAUUGAUGUCUGUAUCAAACUAGAAGUUUGAAGAAAAUAAAAUACUUUGUGGCUGGAAAACAGACCUGAGCUGUAACCAGAAUCAUUCUAAAUAAAGAUGACAUUUAAUUGCA